AACAGACUCUGCACCCACAGCCAUGCCUGUGCCAGCUGUCCAUGUUGCCCUCAGUGCAAUCUGAAGUGUUCUGUGGCGCUGUCCACAGUGCUUUGUGGCACGAUCUACCUCCUUCUACCAGGGAUUGGGAAGAGACGGCUGUCAAAUUGCAAAAACUGGGUUUUCGGUCAUAUCUCUUGGUGAUUUCCUGGCGAUUUCUACAAGGAGUUGGCGAGUUCAGCGAAGGUUUGAAGUAUUACGUGGACGCCGUGGAGAGCCUCCUGCAACAUGGACUGGAGCCCGUCUUGGUCCUGGACUUCAACGUGCCUCAACAAACGUGUCAGGAUUUCCAAAGUCCUCUUCCUGCGCAACUUGCGCAAGUGAUGGAUGCCUUCAUCCCUCACGUACGUUGCUGGUUCACGCUCUUGGAGCACUCCCGGAACCAUCCAGGGAAGUCUCCAGAGGUGAAGCGUCGUUGGCACAGCGAGCACAGCGAUCCCUUCCAUUGCGCCAGGCUGGGGGAUGCGGCGGCGCAACUGGCCUUGGCACAGCAGGGCGUGGCGCUGGGGGUGCUGCUGGCCAUCGACUGGUUGGAGCCCGGUGACGCCGGUGACGGUGGGAUGGCGAAGGAACUCACGGAACGGAUCAUGAGGCGACAAAUGGCCAGCUUUUGCUGGGAGAACUCGGAGAAAUCCAAUGGAACCAAUGGAGGUCAUGGAAACAAUGGUUCUAUGAGUUCUAUGAGUUUGGGAUAUGGGAACAAAGCUGAUGUGAAGUCUCCGUUCAGGGAUCGGAGCAUCAUGAUCCUGCCACGCUAUGCUGGACAUAUUCAUGUCCUUGCACCCAGAGAUGUGAAGAUUUCAGACAUGUCAAGUCUGGAUUUCAAGACACUCAAAAAGAUGGUGAAAUGGUUUCGUGAAGAAGCAGGGCUUGCAGAUGAUGCCGCCAUACAUAUCAUUGCUUCCAUCCACACUCCGGUCAGUCAAAUCUUCCAUGGAAUCCAGCAUAUUCACCAUAUGAAUGAGAGACUCGGCAUCGAGGGAAUUCCACAAUCCUUUGCCGGGUUUUGGAUUGACGAGGAGAAUGCUAUGAACGCUAUGAGUAUCGAUGCACGGCCAAAGCUGCCGCAAAGUUUUCAAACAUCGUCCCCUUUUGAAGUCAUGGAGGAGAUCCGAAGACUUUUCUCGACUUCGGGAGAUCUUGGGGCUUCGGGGGCUUCGACUCUGUCGUUCUUAGUCGCACUGAGCGCUUUGGAACAUUUGGGAGACUUGGAUGAUCAGACGAUCUCCCGAAUAAGUGCUGCCAUCAAGGGAUCAGUUGGAACGGAUGGAAUGCAUGGAACGCAUGGAACGGAUGGAGUGCCACCAGUGGCGACUUCCCAGACGGCUUCCCCAGCUUCCCCAGCUUCCAGGCAGGCCAAAUGGGACAGGACUUUGAGUGGCGCCGUGAAUUUCCGCCGCAAGAAAUCCAGAGAUUUCGCGACCUUGGCCGAAAUGGAGAUGGAGAUCAUGGACCCGACAGGUCACCCGACUCCGCAGACGCAGACGCAGCAGAUCUGCGAUUUGGCGGCGCAGAUCUUUCUUUCCUGGCGCCGGAAGAUGCGAGGCUCGCUGGAGUCCGAGAUGAUGUGUUUCUGCGGUCACCCGGAUCACCCGGAUCACCCGGACCCGGGCCGAUUGCAUAUCCCCAGCAUCCUGGCCUCGUUGGAAGCGGUGCUUCUUCUGAGCCAAGUCCAGCUGCCGGAGCUGAGGUUCUGCCAGAAAGCCUGCCUGGCCCUGCGAGCUGCAAAGGAAUCCUCUACGAGGAGUCUACCGCCUCUGCAGCCGCUGCCGCUGCAGCCAUCAGCGAAACCAGCUCAAAGCCAAAGCAAUGAUGUUGAGGCUGCCGGCUUAGCAGCCCUCUUCGUCUCGUGGAGCCUGCAUGGGGCAACUGAAAAUGGAGCUCUGCGAUGGCCCAAUGGCUGGUCUCCCAUUGGGUUUCUGGUGGGAUGAUGGUCAGUG
Molecule: messenger RNA, 1979 nt
Organism: Cladocopium goreaui
Lineage: Eukaryota; Dinophyceae; Suessiales; Symbiodiniaceae
Source: the annotation of a GenBank genome assembly